AUGCCACGACUAACCACCGCCGGGCACCUGGGCAUCCGGAAGACGCACAGGAGGAUCGCCCAGCGUUACUUCUGGCCUGGACUUCAUCGGGACGUGGUACGGUAUGCCACUAGCUGUCUGACCUGCCAACAGUACAAGGUUAUUCUGCGUAAACCAGCCGGCAAGAUGCUCACUCGGCAACAUACGGAGCCGUUCGCGCUUGUCGGAGCCGACUUCGUUGGAAACGUUCCCCAGACCCGGCGGGGAAACACCAUGCUCCUGGUUUUCAUUGAUAUAUUUUUCAAGUGGCCGAAGCUACCAGGAGUUUUGCCGGAACAACGGUAUUCAACUCAAGCGCGCCAACCGUACUAUCAGGAUCAUCGGACAUGGGACCAACUACUGCCCGAGAUCUCCCUCGCCAUAAAUACCAGCAUCUCAGAUAGCACGGGGUUUAUUCCGGCUUAUCUAGUACAAGGUCGGGAGCCUAGGUUGCCAGGUGCCCUCUUCGAUGCAGUCGCACCCGACUUGCAUGCCUCGCCAUUGGACCCAACGGAACAAGCCAAAAGGCUUCAAGAAGCGUUCCGCACCGCCCUGGAAACCAACCAGAUAGCUUCUCAGGAACAAAGGCAACACUACAACCUGAGACGACGCGAGUGGCGACCCCAAAUAAGUUCAGAGGUGCUAGUCCGUCUUCACCAUCUGUCCAAGGCCAGCGAGGGCUUUAACGCAAAACUUGCACCGAAGUACGCGGGUCCGUUUAAGGUGGUGAAAUUUCUAUCAUCGAAUGUCGUGCGGCUACAGCAGGUAGACGGCCGGAAGAGGGGUACAGCUGGCAUAGGCGAUCUGAAGGAAUAUCAUCGGCGCGAAGAACAACACGACGACUCUACAGAAGGCCCCAGAAGGAGCGAUUCUCACCCCACCCUUGAUGACGUACUCGAUACAACUCUAUCAGGGUGGUCAGACAACCACAUUCAACAGAUGGACAUGGAACCCGAUGAUCCCUAUCAAGUGGAGGGCGUGUACCGACCCGUUGACCACCGAGAAGGCUCCGUGACCGGCAGUAGUGGAGAGUCCCAAGGCCACGACUCGGUCUAG
Molecule: messenger RNA, 1074 nt
Organism: Drosophila gunungcola (fruit fly)
Lineage: Eukaryota; Metazoa; Arthropoda; Insecta; Diptera; Drosophilidae
Exons: 3
Coding region: 1-1074 (357 amino acids)
Molecular function (GO): nucleic acid binding
Source: RefSeq, a predicted model, not a curated record